Messenger RNA from Argentina anserina (silverweed cinquefoil), 888 nucleotides. RefSeq names its product putative F-box protein PP2-B12. The coding region runs from base 36 to 833 and encodes 265 amino acids. Lineage: Eukaryota; Viridiplantae; Streptophyta; Magnoliopsida; Rosales; Rosaceae. The transcript has 3 exons. The record is from RefSeq and is a predicted model, not a curated record. Gene Ontology annotation, molecular function: protein binding.
AUUUUAUUGACAACUCAACAACUCGAUCAUCACGGAUGCGAAGAAGAAGAAGAGGAGAAAUGAAGAGGUUGCCUGUGGAGUGCGCCUCACACAUCAUAGGCUUUACGUCGGCCGGGGAUGCCUGCAGAUCAUGUGCCGUGUCUCGUCUCUUUAAGCAUGCUGCCGAUUCUGAUAUUGUCUGGGAUAGGCUUCUUCCUCCCCAUUAUAAGCACAUCAUCUCCCAAUCUCCAUCCUCCUCUUCUUUGUUUUCCAUGCCCAAGAAGGAUCUCUACUUCCAUCUCUGUACCCACCCCAUCAUCAUUGCCAACGGCCACAUGAGCUUUGCACUAGAUAGGCAGAGCGGCAAGAUAUGUUAUAUGGUAGGUGCAAGAGGGCUUUCAAUUGCAUGGGCAGAUACACCCACUUACUGGCAAUGGAUGACUCUACCACACUCCAGGUUCUCUGAAGUGGCUAAGCUCAAACUUGUAUGGUGGCUUGACAUCAAGGCGUGCAUAUGGACUAAGAACUUAUCUGCAGGAACAACCUAUGCAGCUUACCUUGUGUAUCAGCUCUCAGAAGUAAGAUCGGGGCUGGCAAGAACACCUAUUGUGUUGCGCAUCAAUUAUCAACAAAGUGCAGUUGUGAGUGUGCAUCGUGUGAUCCUAGACCCUAUGCCUCAGCGGGCUCGACAUAGAGGAGAUGGGUGGAUGGAGAUUGAGAUGGGUCAAUUCUUCAUUGAACAAAAAGGAAAUGAUGAUGCUGUUGAUGUUGUAGAAUGCAGUGUAACGGAAGUUGAUAACCUAAAGAGCGGCCUCAUUGUUGAAGGUAUUGAGCUAAGGCCUGUCCAUAUGUAAGUUUGUACAUUGUGAAAACAUACAUAUAUGCAAGUAACUCUUUACUUUCCGCCCU